This is a messenger RNA of Cylindrotheca closterium, 2301 nucleotides long. The record is from the annotation of a GenBank genome assembly. Lineage: Eukaryota; Bacillariophyta; Bacillariophyceae; Bacillariales; Bacillariaceae.
AUGACGGCUCCAUCAGAGGAAGGCAGCAAAAAGAAGAAAGAGGCCUCGUCUGAGGGAAAUGUGCGAGUCGUUCUCCGUGUGCGGCCAAUGGCAAAAUACGAAUUGGAAAAAGGCUGCAAACAAGUGGUUUUCAAGGUUCCAGUAGCAGAUCCUGACUCUGAUGGCCCUGAAGCAGUCCAGGUGAAUCAGCCCGACAAAAGAUUCUUUGAAUUGGAUGCUGUGUUGGAUGAAAGCUUUAGUCAACAGCAAUUGUAUGAAAAGUCAGGUGCUUACAAUGCAAUUUCCGAAGACCUGUUCAAGGGUUUCAAUUGUACCAUCUUGGCAUAUGGACAAACGGGAGCAGGAAAGACAUUCUCCAUGGGAACCGCUGCUGGUCAAGAUCCAGAAAUUAAGGAAAUGGAUGGUGUGAUUCCAAGAGCUUGUAUGGAUUUGUUUGUGAAUAUCAUGACCAAAUGUGACGGAAAUGCACAAGUGGAAUUGAGCUAUCUUGAGGUUUAUAAUGAAGAAAUUAGAGAUUUGAUGACCGCAGAUUCGUCUGGCCAGCAACUGCGAAUUAGAGAAACUCUGAAUGGUGAAAUCUAUGUGCGUGGAUUGACUGCUGUGGCCGUAGCAGGUCCGGCCGAGGUGGGUAAACUAAUGGAAGAAGCCAGUGGUCGGCGUGUGGUAGCAUCGACGAAAAUGAAUGCUACCAGCUCUAGAAGUCAUGCCAUAUGCGUUUUGCGCAUCAAGGGAGUCUUGGACGAUACCAAGUUUCAAUCUAAAUUAACGUUGGUAGAUCUGGCGGGAAGUGAACGUAUGGCCAAGACGGGUGCUGAAGGAAGUCGAGCCAAGGAGGGAAUUAGUAUUAACAAGGGAUUGUUUGUACUGGGACAAGUUGUGGGAGCAUUGGCCGAACAGCGACCCAAAUACAAGCGAAAGCCUCCAUUUCGUGAUUCCAAGCUGACUCGAUUGCUUCAAGAUUCCUUGGGAGGAAACUCACGUACCAUUAUGAUUGCCUGUUGUAGUCCAGCUGACUUUAAUACAGAAGAAACCGUUAAUACGCUCCGUUAUGCCACACAGGCACGAAAUAUCAAAAACUCGGCGACUGCCAAUGUCAUCAAGACGAUUUCUCAAGAAGAGGCCAUGAAGUUGCAGCGUGAAAAUACAUUGCUCAAGCAAGAGGUUGCAGAACUACAAGAGACGAUUCGAAAAUUGACAGAGGACUCCGAUGUGACACCAGAAGAGAUGAAUCGAAGUAUGGAUAUGAUCAAGGCCGAACAAGCAAACCAUGGUGGUAGUUCGGAUCGCAGCAAACACUUGGCAUCGAUUCCAAGUCAAGAAGAAUUGGAGCCUGAUGGUGCUCUGCCAGAAGAUGACGAUGUGCCAAUCAAGAAUAUGGAUGAAGUCAAGGAAGAAACAACUGGAAAUGAUGAUAGGGAAACGACGAGCAUGGGCAUCGACGAUGUCUUCUCCAAGCAGAAUGACGAUAACGUCAGUGUCCUUACUGACCGUGAUAAGAAAUCGUAUUCUGAUUUGGAGGCUGAAAACAAUGCCUUGCAUCUCAAGUUACGCCAAGCUCAGAGGGAUGUCAAGGCGUCUGUACGAGAUUCCGCCAUUGAACUUCCAGCACUCAAGGUCCGUGUCAUGAUGUUGGAAGACGAACUGGAAAACAGUCACGCACUCGAGGCUGAAACGGAAGAAUUGCAGGCAGAACUGGAACAAGCCAGAGACGACCGCAAGUCUGCCUUACUAGCAGCCCGACAACUGUCCGAUUUCAUGGAAAAGCAAAAGAGUGUUACUGGAUUCCGUGGAGACGAAAUCAAUAAGGACCGUAUGAUGUACUUUAACAAGCGUUUGGAAGAGCGCUGGGUCAAUUUUGUUGUGGUUAUGCUGGCCUCUUUCAAAGAGCAAAUGAGACUGCUGGGAGACUACUUUGAAAUGGUCGUUCGAGUGGUGGAAUCUCCGGAUAUCUUGACCAUGAUAAGGCCAACUGUGAAUGCUGGUGCCGGAUGGUGGGGGAAUCGAAAUCGGGAAAAGCAAAUUGUGGAAGAAAAGGAAUUACGGCAAAGGUUGCUGUCAGAGCACAUCAAAUUCUUCAAUUCACGACUGCUCGAAGUGGAAGACGAAAUCGAGAAUCGGUCAGAAAGUGUGGAAGGCAUCAAGGAUGCGCUAAGCGUGGAGCGGGAAAGUAUUGAACAAGAUUUGGUUGCGGAACAGUUAUUCCAUGAUGUCUUUUCGAAACAAGGCGAGAAGUUACUGAAGCACAUGACAGAGCUCAUGACGGGUCCACUCUUUUCGUUACCCAUGGUGCCAGCCGUUUGA